Molecule: messenger RNA, 2089 nt
Organism: Sorghum bicolor (sorghum)
Lineage: Eukaryota; Viridiplantae; Streptophyta; Magnoliopsida; Poales; Poaceae
Product: protein O-linked-mannose beta-1,4-N-acetylglucosaminyltransferase 2
Exons: 3
Coding region: 314-1813 (499 amino acids)
Molecular function (GO): glycosyltransferase activity
Source: RefSeq, a predicted model, not a curated record
UUUUUUUUUUUCUCACGCUUUUGCUUCUUCUCCCUCCCGUCAUCUUCUCCCCGCUCUCCGCAUCGUGCGCGUUGAGCUAUGCCUGUCGCCGGGUCAACCGCACUACCAUUUCAACCCCACCCCCCCUCUGCCCUGUUGUCCUUGGCCUGUUCAACCACGACAGCAACAACCAGCUAGCUACUGCGUGCGUGCUGCCGCACACCACACCUCCUCCAUUUGCCUAAUCGCCGUAUAUAUUUCUUUCUCACGACCUCACCUCGAGCAUCCGGCCUGGUGGAGACAGGAGAGGGAAGGGAGAGAGGAGAGGGAGGCCAUGAAGUCGAACCGGAACCUGUCAAGGGCGGAGGGGAGGAGGCUGGGGAAUGUGGCACUCAUCGCCUUCAUGCUCGGAUCCCUCCUGCUGCUCUCCCUCAUCAGGGCCAAGUUCUCCCCGAUUGGUAAAACAGGGGACGCCAUCAAAGCAGAGGAGCAGCAGGCAAUGGCGAAAGACAGCGUCGAGAUGGCGAACGCGCAUGACGCUGCAGCUGCAGCCGAGGAGGAAGGCGAGGAGACUCGGUCCAACCCCACCGACUCCAACUCUGGCAGCGGCAGCGGCGGCGGCGGCGUGAGCGGCACGGCCAUUGUGGUCGGCGACGACCACACCGAGAGGGCGAGCAAAAGCAAGCCGGUGUGCUACGAGUCGAGCCGGCGGUCGGACACCUGCGAGGCGGCCGGCGACGUGCGCGUGGUGGGGCGUGCCCAGACGGUGCUGGUGAGCCCUCUGGAGCGGGAGUGGAAGGUGAAGCCUUACUGCCGGAAGCACGACGCGUUCGCGCUGUCCCACGUCAAGGAGUGGACGCUCCGUCCGGUGGGAAGCGACGACGCGCCGCGGUGCACGGUGAACAGCUCGGCGACGGCGUUCGUGCUGUCGACGGGCGGGUUCACGGGCAACCUGUUCCACGACUACACGGACGUGCUGAUCCCGGCGUUCAUCACGGCGCGGCGGUACGCCGGCGACGUGCAGCUGCUGGUGAGCAGCUACAAGCCGUGGUGGACCACCAAGUACCUGCAGGUGCUGCAGCAGCUGAGCCGGCACGAGGUGGUGGACGCGGACGCGGACGCCGAGGUCCGCUGCUACCCGCGCGUCGUGGUAGGCCCGACGUUCCACCGCGAGCUAGGCGUGGACGCGUCCUCCUCGUCGCCGUCCAUGCCGGAGUUCCGCGCGAUGCUGCGGGACGCGUUCGGGCUAGAGCGCGCGGCGGCGGCGCCGAGCGGGGACCGGUGGGACAUCCGCCGGCGCCCGCGCCUCCUCAUCAUCUCGCGGAGGACCUCGCGGCGGCUGCUGAACGAGCGCGCCAUGGCGGACAUGGCGACGAGCCUGGGGUUCGACGUGCGGACGGGGGACCCGGAGGUGAGCACGGACGUGGGGCGGUUCGCGCGGCUGGUGAACUCGGCGGACGUGAUGGUGGGCGUGCACGGCGACGGGCUCACCAACAUGGUGUUCCUCCCCGCCGGCGCCGUGCUGGUGCAGGUGGUGCCGUACGGCGGGCUGGAGUGGCUGGCGCGCGGCACGUUCCGGGAGCCCGCGGAAGGGAUGGAGGUGCACUACCUCGAGUACGUGGUGCAGAAGGACGAGACGACGCUGAGCGAGGAGUACGGCGAGGACGAUCCGGUGAUCAGAGACCCCGCCGCCAUCCAUAAGCAGGGGUGGGACGCGCUCAAGGCCGUGUACCUCGACAAGCAGAACGUCCGGCCGCACCUCGGCAGGCUCAAGAACACCUUCGUGCAGGCGCUCAAGCUGCUGCCCCAUGGACGGCAGGUCGCCGACGACUGAGUAGUUUGGACAGGUCUCUGUCGUCGUUCGCGUACACCGUGUUCAUGUUGUUUAGUACCUUGGUUUAACUACCUUCAUCAUCAGCUGGAAAAUGGAUGGGUUUAAUUUAUACCCUAGGUAGGUAGAUUAGGCAGAUGGUUAGGUUCGUUUUUAAUGAUGUUGCUGAUGGUAGAUCAUCAUCAAGUGGUAAUUAAUCUGUUUUUUUGGUCAUUUUUCUUGUGCCCCUUUGCCUUUGCCCUGUAAACACGACACAAUGCAAGGUUGAGUUGGUUGCGA